Molecule: messenger RNA, 253 nt
Organism: Funneliformis mosseae
Lineage: Eukaryota; Fungi; Glomeromycota; Glomeromycetes; Glomerales; Glomeraceae
Source: the annotation of a GenBank genome assembly
GUUUAAAGUCCAUGAUAAAUCAGAUGAUGAAAUCUUCAUAAUCAAAAUAGCCUGGCAAACAUUGGUCAAAGAUGCCAUACCCACUAUUAAAAAAGGAAUGACAAUACUUUAUAAGCAGGUUCUUGAUGAGAUUAAGCUUUACGUGAAUAACUCAAAAGGGCCGGCAAAAGAAUUGAAACUGGAUGACAUGAUUUCUAAGCAUUUUAAUAUCGAUUAUAUUGAAGAGGGUCUCAUCCUCAUAUACUCCCAAUAG